Molecule: messenger RNA, 829 nt
Organism: Gordionus sp. m RMFG-2023
Lineage: Eukaryota; Metazoa; Nematomorpha; Gordioida; Chordodea; Parachordodidae
Exons: 6
Coding region: 28-660 (210 amino acids)
Source: RefSeq, a predicted model, not a curated record
ACAAGAUUCUUACAAAUUUUACGAUUCAUGGCGAAUGAAUCUAAUUUGAUGGAAAAAAUAAGGCCUCAUAGAUUUCUUUGGUGUAAUAGCGACCUCAAAUAUAGGGACACUGCAGCAAGUAAAAUAAAAUGGGAAGAGAUAGGGAAGAUAUAUGACUUAAACUAUGAUCAAAUAAAAAAAAAGUUCUCAGCUAUAAAGUCAAAAUUUAAUAAAUUUUAUUCCCUUUCAAAAAAAUCAGGUUCUGGUGCUGCUAUGAUAAGCAGUAGGCACUUGAAAUUUAUAGAGGAUUAUUUUUGGUUAAAAGAAAAUGUGGAAGAUAUUUGUAAGAAUGCAGAGGCAAGUUUUAGUUUGGAUCAAAUAUCUUCACAUGAUUAUGAACAAAAUAUCCAAGAUGUGGUGAAUGUACAAACAUCAUCACAGGAUUACGAGUUAUAUACACAUGAUCUUUUAACUGAUAUUGUUAAUCCUACUGAUAUAUAUGAGAAAGAAAUUUUAGAGUUAGACAAUUCUUUUAAUAAAGAAAAUAUUAAUCCAUGUAGCUCAAAGAGGAAGAAUUUAGAUACUCCUAAAUCUAAAGCUAAAAAAUCUAAGAAGUAUGAAGAUGAAAAAAUGGAGAUAUUUAGGGAUACAUUUAUAUAUUUAAUAAUUAUUAAUUUUUAAAAUAGGUUUUGCUGCCAAACAUACAUCCCAAGGAGAUGAUCCCCAUAAUAUUAUGGGUUUUUUCAAAUCAUAUCAAGCUCAAUUUAAUAUUAUGACUGAUAAAGAAAUUUUUGAUUUUAAAUUAAAAUUUAUAACAACAAUGUUAGUUUAGUUUAUACUAUAUUUUUUU